Messenger RNA from Sorghum bicolor (sorghum), 1269 nucleotides. Its product is annotated as mitochondrial outer membrane protein porin 1. Gene Ontology annotation, biological process: monoatomic anion transmembrane transport. The record is from RefSeq and is a predicted model, not a curated record. The transcript has 6 exons. Gene Ontology annotation, cellular component: mitochondrial outer membrane. Gene Ontology annotation, molecular function: voltage-gated monoatomic anion channel activity. NCBI's taxonomy places the organism in Eukaryota, Viridiplantae, Streptophyta, Magnoliopsida, Poales, Poaceae. Bases 140 to 970 code for a protein of 276 amino acids.
CCACGCCGUGGUUUUCUCCGCCUUUAUUCCCCCACCUCUCCACCCAUCCGCCGCCUCCCAAUCAUCCUUCCCCAACCUCCCUCCAUCCCCGCAGCAUCUCCACGCCGUCACACCUCGUCGCGUCGUCACCGGCGAGAAGAUGGUCGGGCCGGGCCUCUACGCCGAGAUCGGCAAGAAGACCAAGGAUCUGCUGUACAAGGACUACCAGACUGACCACAAGUUCACCCUCACUACCUACACCUCCAAUGGCGUCGCUGUCACUGCUUCUAGCACAAAGAAAGCUGACCUGAUCUUUGGUGAGAUCCAAUCACAGAUAAAGAACAAGAACAUUACCGUAGAUGUGAAAGCAAACUCAGAGUCAAAUAUCAUUACUACAGUUACUGUUGAUGAGAUUGCAACACCAGGACUGAAAACCAUCCUUAGCUUUGCUGUUCCUGAUCAGAGGUCUGGAAAGGUUGAGCUUCAGUAUUUGCAUGAUUAUGCUGGAGUUAAUGCAAGCAUUGGUCUGACAGCCAAUCCUGUCGUCAACCUCUCUGCUGCCUUUGGCACUAAGGCUCUUGCAGUUGGUGCAGAUGUCUCACUUGAUACUGCCACUGGAAACUUAACCAAAUACAAUUCUGGACUGAGGUUCACUCAUGAAGACCUCAUCGCAUCCCUGAGCCUGAACAACAGGGGAGACAGUCUUACUGGAGCUUACUACCACAAGGUGAGCGAAUUGACCAACACAGCUGUUGGGGCAGAGCUUACCCACAGCUUCUCGACCAAUGAAAACACCGUCACCUUUGGCGGGCAGCACGCUCUGGACCCACUAACCGUCUUGAAGGCCCGCAUCAACAACUCUGGCAAGGCCAGCGCCCUCAUCCAGCACGAGUGGAGGCCAAAGUCUCUGGUCACCAUCUCGGCCGAGGUCGACACCAAGACCAUCGAGAAGAGCUCGAAGGUCGGGAUCGCCGUGGCCCUCAAGCCCUGAUUGGUUAUAAGACCAUUUUUUUUCCUUCUAAGCUCCUAGCAUGACUGUUUGGGUCAGAUCAGGUCAGCUGGGGAAAACAAAAACUGUUGGGGUUCCCGGCAUCCUUUGGUCGUUGCAGUCUGUUGAUUUCAUGAACUGCGUAAUGCUUCGUUGAGGAAAUUUUUCGGUCAUCUGUGUAGCGCUCUGUUAAAUGAGCAACCUUCACAAUAAUUCAAGCUUUAGAAUUCUGAACUUGUUUACAAUGGUUGAUUGUGACUUUGUGUCAACUGAGGUAGGGGCGAUUCUGUUUUCUGCAACCA